This is a messenger RNA of Phycomyces blakesleeanus NRRL 1555(-), 438 nucleotides long. RefSeq lists its product as hypothetical. The record is from RefSeq and is a predicted model, not a curated record. The coding region runs from base 1 to 438 and encodes 145 amino acids. Lineage: Eukaryota; Fungi; Mucoromycota; Mucoromycetes; Mucorales; Phycomycetaceae. The transcript is spliced from 6 exons.
AUGUUUUGCAAAUUAUUAGCGGCUGCCUAUGUAGCAGUUACUUUAUUCUUCAACAAGCAAUACAAAAAAUGCAUAGUUACAAGUACCAAAGAAGAAUUUGAUACCAUUUUGAAUAUGGAAGUGUUCCAGGUUUCUCUGGACAAAACUUGCAGAAUAAAUUGCGUUGAUGAGCGCAAGAACAUUGCUUACGGUACUAAGCAACUUAUUGCAUUAAAAGCAACUGUUGUACACACAGACAUGACCAAACCCCCAAAUAAAAAUAUACGAGAAAUCACCUCCAUACCAGAUAAAGUUCACCUUUGCAUGAUAAGUGAAACCGAGCUUUCAGUGCGUUUAUUUUUUGCUCUAAAUUUCGAGCUCAUUGUCGUGCCUUUAGUUGGAGACUUUUGCACGAUCUUCCGGGGUUUAAGGGUUGUUUUAAGAUUGAAUUUCGAUUAA